CAUACGGAUGAUACUAGCAUCAGGUCCUUCAUGUCGUGUCGAACGCGGAUUUAGCUGCAUCCGAUCCGAUUACAGUUUUGAGCGUCAAGACACCACUCUCUGCAACCUCUUCUCAUUCAUUCUUCGGUGACUUCCGGCUUAACAAGGUAUUAUUCAUCGCUGACACAGUCAAAACAGUGGCGACCAGCAAACGCCACCAUAGUGUGUAUAGGGUUUAGUGUUUGUCAGUGAUGAGCCUGUAGCUGUCUGACUAUUCUGUUUUCUUUGACAUCAAGUUUACAAUAUGCAGGUUUGAUGGGUGUGAUUGAUUUGUAUAGCUUAUCAUCUCAUUGUGUGUUCAAAACCCACCAGAGGCACCGUUCCAUUGCAUCAUUUGAAGAAAAUCGGAUGUUCGUCUGCAGUACGGGCUCGAGUAUACCUGUAAAACAUAAGCCUAGCCAGCAACGGUUGGCCGGGGAUGAUUUCAUCCGUCCUCAUCUGAGGAAAUUGUCUCCUUAUCAGCCUAUUCUACCCUUUGAGGUUUUGUCGGCUCACCUAGGAAGGAAGCCUGAGGAAAUUGUCAAAAUGGAUGCAAAUGAAAACCCUUAUGGUCCACCUCCAGAGGUGCUUGAAGCUUUGGCAUCAAUGAAAUUUCCUUAUGUUUAUCCUGAUCCUGAAAGCCGUCGCUUACGUGCUGCCCUUGCCGAAGAUUCAGGCCUUGAGUCUGACUAUAUCCUUGCAGGAUGUGGCGCAGAUGAGCUCAUUGAUUUAAUCAUGCGAUGUGUACUUGAUCCUGGUGACAAGAUUGUUGAUUGUCCUCCAACAUUUACAAUGUAUGAAUUUGAUGCAGCAGUUAAUGGUGCGCUUGUCAUCAAGGUGCCAAGGCAACAAGAUUUCAGCUUGAAUAUAGAACACAUUGUGGAAGUUGUUGAACAGGAAAAACCAAAAUGCAUAUUCCUAACUUCUCCUAACAAUCCAGAUGGGAGUAUAAUAAGUGAUGAUGAUCUCUUGAAGAUUCUUGAUCUGCCCAUACUGGUUGUGCUGGACGAAGCAUACAUCGAGUUUUCUGGAAUGGAAUCUAGGAUGAAAUGGGUGAAGAAGCAUGAGAACUUGAUUGUCCUUCGGACAUUUAGCAAAAGAGCAGGCUUAGCUGGACUUCGUGUGGGAUAUGGAGCAUUUCCUCUAAGCAUCAUUGAAUUUCUUUGGAGAGCAAAGCAACCAUAUAAUGUCUCUGUCGCUGCUGAAAUUUCUGCAUGUGCAGCACUGCAAAAUCCCCUCUACCUGGAGAAAGUGAAGGAGGCUUUGGUGCAAGAAAGGGAGAGGCUGUAUAAGGUCCUGAAGGAAGUUCCAUUUCUGAAACCAUAUCCAAGCUAUUCCAAUUUCAUUCUUUGUGAGGUUACAUCUGGAAAGGAUGCUAAGAAGCUAAAGGAUGACCUUGCACAAAUGGGGGUGAUGAUCCGCCAUUAUAGCAAGAAAGAACUCAAGGGUUAUGUUCGGGUUUCUGUUGGGAAGCCUGAACAUACAGAUGCUUUAAUGAAGUGUCUCAAAAUCCUGAGUUGAUUCAUUCCCGGAGCGGCUGGAUGCUCAAGAUUUCCUAUAUGCGGUAUAGCUCCAAUCAACUUUUGGAGGGCAAGUUAAAAACUAGCCAAGAAUUCCGUUUCUCCAAAUGAAUUAGUUCAACUUUGUUUAUUGUUGUUGUUAUUGUGUUAUCACGACAAUUAUUGUGAUGAUAUUAGGUUCAAGGUUCAAAUCCUUGGUAUUGCAGAGAGUAAUUGGUGAAGUGCUUUUUAAGAUAGAUAUUGGAGAAGACGAAAUCCGUCGUCACAGCC
Molecule: messenger RNA, 1808 nt
Organism: Nelumbo nucifera (sacred lotus)
Lineage: Eukaryota; Viridiplantae; Streptophyta; Magnoliopsida; Proteales; Nelumbonaceae
Product: histidinol-phosphate aminotransferase, chloroplastic
Biological process (GO): L-histidine biosynthetic process
Molecular function (GO): pyridoxal phosphate binding; L-histidinol-phosphate:2-oxoglutarate transaminase activity
Source: RefSeq, a predicted model, not a curated record